Messenger RNA from Castor canadensis (American beaver), 2508 nucleotides. RefSeq names its product palmitoyl-protein thioesterase 1 (gene Ppt1). Gene Ontology annotation, biological process: receptor-mediated endocytosis; protein depalmitoylation; nervous system development. The record is from RefSeq and is a predicted model, not a curated record. Gene Ontology annotation, molecular function: palmitoyl-(protein) hydrolase activity. NCBI's taxonomy places the organism in Eukaryota, Metazoa, Chordata, Mammalia, Rodentia, Castoridae. Gene Ontology annotation, cellular component: lysosome.
AUGGCGCUGCCCGGCUCCCUGUGGCUUCUGGCUGUGGCUCUCCUGCCCUGGUCCUGCGCCGCCCGGGCGCUGGGGCAUCUGGACCCGCCCGCGCCGCUGCCGCUGGUGAUCUGGCAUGGGAUGGGAGACAGCUGUUGCAAUCCCCUGAGUAUGGGUGCCAUUAAAAAAAUGGUUGAGAAGAAAAUACCAGGAAUUUACGUUUUGUCUUUAGAGAUUGGGAAGAACAUGAGAGAGGAUGUGGAAAACAGCUUCUUCUUGAAUGUCAAUCUUCAAGUCACAAUGGUGUGUCAGGUUCUUGCCAAGGAUCCAAAAUUGCAGCAAGGCUACAAUGCGAUGGGAUUCUCCCAGGGAGGCCAAUUUCUGAGGGCAGUGGCUCAGAGAUGCCCGUCACCUCCCAUGAUCAAUCUGAUCUCAGUUGGGGGACAACAUCAAGGGGUCUUUGGACUCCCCCGAUGCCCAGGAGAGAGCUCUCACAUCUGUGACUUCAUCAGGAAAACCUUGAAUGCUGGGGCUUACUCCAAAGUUGUUCAAGAACGCCUGGUGCAAGCAGAAUACUGGCAUGACCCCAUAAAGGAGGACGUGUAUCGCAACCACAGCAUCUUCUUGGCAGAUAUAAAUCAGGAGAGGAGUGUCAAUGAAUCCUACAAGAAGAACCUGAUGGCCCUCAAGAAAUUUGUGAUGGUGAAAUUCUUCAAUGAUUCCAUUGUGGACCCUGUAGACUCUGAGUGGUUUGGAUUUUACAGAAGUGGCCAAGCCAAGGAAACCAUUCCCCUACAGGAGACCACUCUGUAUACACAGGACCGAUUGGGACUAAAGCAAAUGGACAAAGCAGGACAGCUGGUGUUUCUGGCUACAGAAGGGGACCAUCUUCAACUGUCUGAAGAAUGGUUUAAUGCCCACAUCAUACCCUUUCUUCAUUGAAGCUUUUGCGGUUUACAAUACAGCUUGGGGAGCCCCUAACUCUUCCAAACCACGUGGAGGACAAUUUUCUCCAUGCCCAACCCUGAGCUCUGAUCCAGCCUGCAACUAAUCCUUCUCUCCUGUUAUCAUCUAACAUGCCCUACUUGGAAAGAUCUAAGAUCCGAAUCUUAUCCUUUGCCGCCUCCUAUUGCCAUAUGGUAUUGAAUUCCAUGUUUAAUUAGCUAAUAACCACGGAGAUUGUUUUUCAACCUUGUGAUGUGGUCAAGCUCAGUCUUAGGAAAGGGAGCCUACUGCACACAGUGCCAGAAUUGUACACAAGCCCAGAGACUGAAAAAAACCAAAGCAGACAUAGAUUCCGAGAGCAAACAUCUAGCCACAUUUCAAGCAAAUAGAAGGCUGGUAUUCAGGCGUGAGAUACUCACAUAAAUUCUUUCUUAGUGUUGCUGGUGCAAGUAAUGCUUGGAAAAGUAUUGCUUCAAUAUUGUUUCUGCAUCAUCUCUUAAGGUUAGAUUCCCCUUUCCUUCUUGUGGCACUUUAGGCAAUUACUACACAGAUUCCACUGGCCUACCAUCUUACCUCUGCAGAACUCGUUUGUCUCAUUUGGUGAUGUUAGUCCCCUGUCACAAAACGAGGGAAGUAGCACCCAACUGGGUUGCUUAAGAGAAGAAAUGUACAUCUUACAUUAACUUAGGACAGUGGGGUUGGGGAGGUGAUGAUGAAAAAACAGGAGUGGAAGUGGAAAUGAGGCAGCUAGUUCCUUCCAUUUCAUCCUUGAUUAACUGUCCUUAAUAUAACAGGUGGCCUGGAUGAGUCCUCUAUUGCUAGCUUUAGCCCAGAAUGGGAGGAACAAUAUAAAGAGAUAGGGCUUUUUAACUUUUACCCCCCAAAAUCAUUUUCUUCUUUUUAGUAUUAUCAGGGUAUGAACUCAGGGAUCUCAAGCUUGCUAGGCAGGUGCUCUACCACUUGAACCAUGCCUCUGGCCCCCAAAAUAUUUACCAGCAUUCUCUGAAAUGUUGUUCAUAUAUUCUGUGAGAAAGACUGUACUAAAGUUUGAAUAUUGCACAUUCCCCUUCUCCUCUUGGAGAUCAACCCACAUUAAGACUAAGGACUCUGAGCAUUCCUGAUGGCUAGAAAACUAACCUAUAUAUAAUUUUCUGUUCCUGUUAUUUUUACAAUUUUUCUUUUGCAACACUGGGGAUUAAACCAGGGCCUUAUACUUGCUAGGCAAACACUCUGCCACUUGAGCUAUGCUGCCAGCCCUUUUGUUUUUAUUUUGUGGUAGAGACAGAUCUCCCUAACUUUGCCAUAGCUGGCCUGAAAAUUACAAUUCUUCUGCCCCUGCCUCCUGUGUAGCUGGGAUUUAUAGAUGUGUGCCAUCACUCCCAGACCUAUUUCCUACAUUAUUUGAACAUGGAAAAGUCCCCCACUUUUUGGAUGACUUCUGUAGAAUGGUAGUUUGGAGAAAUGAUUAUGUUUUCAUGAAAGUACCUUUUUAGUGCUGCAGGGUUUACCUGUUAUCAUUUCCCCUUUUCCUCUCUCAAGCUAAGCUUAUUAUUCAACUAAAAGUUGAGCAUUAGGGCAAGAAGA